Lithohypha guttulata is the source of this 933-nucleotide messenger RNA. It is a transcript of the gene BGL2, whose product is annotated as glycoside hydrolase 3 protein. The transcript has 4 exons. The record is from RefSeq and is a predicted model, not a curated record. Gene Ontology annotation, cellular component: fungal-type cell wall; cell surface; extracellular region. Gene Ontology annotation, biological process: carbohydrate metabolic process; cell wall organization. Bases 1 to 933 code for a protein of 310 amino acids. Gene Ontology annotation, molecular function: glucan endo-1,3-beta-D-glucosidase activity. NCBI's taxonomy places the organism in Eukaryota, Fungi, Ascomycota, Eurotiomycetes, Chaetothyriales, Trichomeriaceae.
AUGCAUAUACGAGUGACACCCUUGGCAGCCCUUGCGGUCACAGCCUCUGUAGUCCGUGCUGCUGGUCAGCUUGGCUUCGCUGUGGGAAAUGUAAAUCCCAAUGGCUCAUGCAAGAAGCGAAGUGAUUUUGAGGCAGACUUCAAAGCAAUUACCGAUAAUACCCACUCGACCCUGGUAAGAACAUAUUCUUCCUCAGACUCAUUUGGUAAUCUAUGCAACACACCCUCGGAAAUCCUCCCAGCCGCGCAGAAUGCUGGGGUAAAGGUUCUUCUUGGUAUGUGGCCGGAUGGAAUCGACGUAUACGAGAAGGAGAAAGCGCCCAUUGUGCAAGCCAAUGUCGAGCAAUAUGGAGACACCCUCUUUGGAAUCACGGUAGGCUCUGAAGGUCGCUACCGAGGAACAUACUCCGAAGGCGAGUUGGUGAGUUGGAUAGACGAUAUGAAAAAGACCUUUCCGAACACGAAGAUUGGCACGGCGGACUCUUGGAGCUCCUGGAACAACGGCUCGAUGGAUGCAGUCAUAAGAGGUCCAAUUGAUCUUGCUCUUGCGAACGGGUUUCCCUACUGGCAAUACCAAGACAUUAGCAAUGCCACCAAAACAUACUUCGAAGCCAUGGCCCAGGCGCUGGCGCAUAUUCAAGAAGUAUCAGGAAGUCUCGAUAGAAUUCAUUUCAUGAAUGGUGAAACAGGAUGGCCAGGCGACGGUGGAACAGACGCUGGUGCUGCUUUGGCAGGAACUGACAACGCGAAGAUUUACUGGGAUUCUGCUGUUUGCGCAUUACUCGAUUGGAACGUUGAUGUCUUCUGGUUCGAAGCUUUCGAUGAGCCGAACAAACAGGACGCCAUUAGUGAUAACAGUCAACGAGCAACCGAGAAGUUCUGGGGAUCUUUCACUUCCGAUAGAGUGCCCAAAUUUGAUAUGAGAUGUGGUUGA